AUGGGGAAAUCUGGAGGAAGGAAGAAAAAGGGUAGUGGUGGUGGUAACGCCUCGAAUUCGAAUUCGAGUCAGGUCAAUUCAUCUGAAGCUUCGGGAUUAUCCAAGCCGACGAGUGUUAAUGGCGGUGUUGACUUCGAUGCUUCGGUAUUCUGGAAAAGAGCACACGAGCUCAAGGAAGAAGGCAAUAAAAAGUUUCAGGGAAGAGAUUACGUCGGCGCUCUUGAGCAAUACGAGAACGGGAUUAAGCUACUUCCCAAGAACCACCCAGAUCGAGCCCUGUUUCACAGCAACCGAGCUGCUUGUUUGAUGCAGAUGAAGCCUAUCGAUUACGAAUCGGUGAUCUCUGAGUGUACAUCGGCUCUCAAAGUCCAGCCUGGUUUUUCUCGAGCUUUGCUUAGAAGAGCUCGGGCUUACGAAGCUGUAGGGAAGUAUGGUUUGGCUGUUGAGGAUGUGAGUGUGUUGUUAGGCUCUGAUCCUAAUCACAAGGAUGCGGGAGAGAUCUCUCGGCGGCUAAAAGCUGCUUUGGGUCCUCAGCAAGAUUUGCAGAGCAGGCCUUCGCCUGCAGCUCUUGGUGCCUCCGCUGCGUUAGGCGGUCCGAUCGCUGGACUUGGUCCUUGUUUGCCUUCUCGUCCCGUCGUCAAAAAGGGACCUACUUCGCCUGUGGGGUCUGUUACAUUGCCUAGUACUAACAAUGGCAAUAAGGUAGAGCGUACAAAGGUGACGAAUCCGGUAACUGAAAAUGGAUCGGUGAGUGUUGGUAAGGCUCAUGCGGCGGCUCCGAAGGUUGUGUCUUCUUCUUCAUCGUCUGUGGCGGUUGUUGGGAAAGUUCAAGAGAAGAAAGUUCAGUGGAGGCCGUUGAAGUUUGUUUAUGAUCAUGACAUAAGGUUAGGUCAAAUGCCUGUGAAUUGUAGGUUUAAGGAGCUGAGAGAGAUUGUGAGCAGUCGUUUCCCGUCUUCGAAGGCGGUUUUGAUAAAGUACAAAGACAACGACGGAGAUUUGGUGACGAUAACAUCUACCGCGGAGCUCAAACUGGCGGAAUCUGCCGCUGAUAGUCUCUUGACGAAAGAGCCUGAGACCGAGAAGUCUGAUUCCGUUGGGAUGUUGAGAUUGCAUGUUGUUGAUGUGAGUCCUGAGCAAGAGCCUGUGUUGGUAGAGGAAGAUGAGGAAGAGAAGGAUGUUGAAGAAAAAGCCGUAUUAUCUCCGAGCGAGUCAGUAUCGGAAACAACAGAGAUCAGCAGUGAGAAGCCGGAUAAGGAAGUGGAGAAGGAGAAUGCGGUUUCUUCCGAAGAUCCCGAGGCCAAAGAACUGGAGAUGGAUGAUUGGUUGUUUGAUUUUGCUCAUCUUUUCCGUACUCAUGUCGGUAUUGACCCUGAUGCUCAUAUCGAUUUGCACGAGCUUGGAAUGGAGCUUUGCUCAGAGGCUCUCGAAGAGACAGUCACAAGCGAAAAAGCUCAGCCUCUGUUCGAUAAAGCUUCUGCCAAGUUCCAAGAAGUGGCUGCUUUAGCUUUCUUCAACUGGGGGAAUGUUCACAUGUGUGCUGCAAGAAAGCGGAUUCCUUUGGAUGAUUCCGCAGGAAAAGAAGUGGUUGCGUCACAGCUUCGAACCGCUUACGAGUGGGUGAAGGAGAGAUACACAUUGGCAAAGGAUAAGUAUGAACACGCACUCACGAUCAAACCCGAUUUCUACGAGGGCUUGCUUGCGUUAGGACAGCAGCAAUUCGAGAUGGCGAAGCUACACUGGUCUUACUUGCUAGCUCAGAAGAUCGAUAUCUCGGGUUGGGAUCCAGCAGAGACCCUGAAGCUCUUUGACAGCGCAGAGGAGAAGAUGAAAGACGCUACAAAGAUGUGGGAGAAGCUUGAAGAACAGAGGAUGGAGGAGCUUAAAGACCCGAACUCGAGCAAGAAAGAGGAAGUUUCGAAGAGGAGAAAGAAGCAAGGAGGAGAUGGGAACGAAGAGGUUUCGGAUACAAUCACAGCCGAGGAAGCAGCGGAACAAGCGACUGCAAUGAGAUCGCAGAUCCAUUUGUUUUGGGGGAACAUGCUGUUUGAAAGGUCGCAGGUGGAAUGCAAAAUCGGGAUCGAUGGUUGGAAGAAGAAUCUCGACUCAGCUGUUGAAAGAUUCAAACUUGCAGGUGCUUCUGAAGCUGACAUAGAAACGGUUGUUAAGAACCAUUGUUCCAACGAAGCUGCAGCUAACGAAGGAGGUGAGAAAAAGGUAGCUGCACCUUGA
Molecule: messenger RNA, 2229 nt
Organism: Thlaspi arvense
Lineage: Eukaryota; Viridiplantae; Streptophyta; Magnoliopsida; Brassicales; Brassicaceae
Source: the annotation of a GenBank genome assembly